GCUUAAGAGCAAAAGCUGACGCUUGGCCCUCACCCCUUCCCCUCGCUGCCAUUAGCCAUUAGCCAGAUGGAGCCCAGUAGCCCAAUGUAGGGCCGAUGGAGUGGAAUCCUUCCGAGCUCCAACCAGCCUUCGCCAGCUCAUCAGUCUCUCCUAAUUGGAGACUUCAUGGAGACCGAGCCUGGAAUCGUGUCCCCUUUCAAGCGCGUCUUCCUGAAAGGUGAAAAGGGUCGGGACAAGAAGGCCCAGGAGAAGGUGACGGAAAGGCGGCCCCUGCACACGGUGCCCUUCUCCUUGCCGGACCGGGUGGAGCCGGACGUCCUCUUGAACGACUACAUCGAAAAGGAAGUGAAGUAUUUAGGUCAAUUAACAUCUGUCCCAGGAUACCUGAAUCCCUCCAGCCGUGCUGAAAUACUGCAUUUGAUAGACAAUGCAAAGAGGGCGCAUCAGCUUCCCGGCCAGCUGACCCAAGAACACGACGCUGUGAUCAGCCUCUCCACCUACAACAUCAAGCUGGUAUGGCGAGACGGCGAAGACAUCAUCCUCAGGGUCCCCAUCCACGACAUCGCUUCGGUCUCAUACAUCCGCGAUGACUCCUCACACCUGGUGGUGUUGAAAACGGCUCAGGACCCCGGGAUUUCCCCCAGCCAGAGCCUUUGUGCUGAAAGCUCAAAAGCCCUUGCCUCGGGGUCGCUCUCGGGAAGCGGAGUGGUUCCUGUCGAGGCCUGUUGCCUGGUGGUCUUGGCUACCGAGAAUAAAGUGACGGCAGAGGAACUCUGCUCCCUCCUCAGCCAAGUCUUCCAUAUUGUUUACACGGAGUCCACCAUCGACUUCCUCGACAAAGUAAUAUUUGAUGGGGCCUCCACGCCGACACGGCAUCUCUCCCUGCACAGCGAUGACUCUUCUACAAAAGUGGACAUUAAAGAUUCCUACGAAACUGAAGCAAGCACUUUGGUCUGCUCCAUGCUGGGUGGUGUCCAGAACAGAAACUGGAAGUGGCGUGCCAUCAUGGGCAUGGGCCAAGCGGGCGGGGGCGGGGGGGGUGGCCUAGAAUGGAACAGGACCCUGGCCUUUGGGCGUUUUAGCUGCAUCUGUGUUUUGUAUGUUUUGGAAGCCCCAUUGUGGGAGAAACGUGGGUUGAGAACAAAACUCUCGUCUCAUGAGAUCCAACAGUUUGCCAUGCUUUUGCACGAGUAUCGCAACGGAGCAUCCAUACACGAGUUUUGCGUCAACCUCCGGCAGCUCUAUGGGGACAGCAGAAAAUUCCUUCUACUAGGCCUUAGACCUUUCAUCCCUGAAAAGGACAGCCAAUGCUUUGAGAACUUCCUAGAGACCAUCGGCGUGAAGGACGGGCGCGGCAUCAUCACCGACAGCUUCGGGAGGUACCGGCGGACGGUGAGCACCACCUCCAACUCUACGACCAACGGCAACGGUGCAGCCGGGAGUUCGGACGACCAGUCAGUGCCCUCAGAGGGAGACGAGUGGGACCGGAUGAUCUCGGACAUCAGCAACGACAUUGAGGCCCUCGGGUGCAGCAUGGAUCACGAUUCCUCCUGAAAGGGUGGGGGGUGCAGGGGGCAGAAGAAAGAAGAGGCUGCUCUCCCCUCCCGGGGCGCCCUGGCCCUUCACACACUCACUCUCUGCUUUCCCUGGUCAGGAGAAUGAGAUGUUUUUUUUUUGGCCCCGGCCACUUUUCCCACAAGAUCUCUUCUUCCCGCUCCCGCCCCCUUUUCUCCCACCAUUUCGGUGGCUUGGUUCGAUAGCCAUCUUGCGCUCCUAGCCAAGGGUCUUUUCUGGGAAAGGAGCGAGAGCGAGAAGCCAUGAAGGAGAAACGAGAGGAAGCUUAGCUUGGAAGGAGAGAGACCCGAAGAACGGCCGUCGGUCUUUCUCCUUCCUUGCCAGGAUGGGAGUUCUUGGAGGAGUCACGGAUCUGAGAGAGAGAGAGAGUGAUUGUGGACGUGGGGGGGUGGGUCUGGCUGGAGGACAGCCGGCCCACAAGGACCCUUACCAGCUGGAGUAUGGUUUUGCACAUGACAUUUCGAUUUUUUGUUUUUGUGUUUUCUAUGAAGUUUAUCACAAUGUGAAUAAUUUAAUAUUCCAGGUGUUAAGUCACAACAUUUCUGACUCAAACCAGAAGGUGGCCUUGGUUGUAAAGCUGAGUCAAGGUUUCCCCCCCCGCCUUCCCCCAACGGUCAAGGUCUUGGUUGGGGGGGGGUGAGCUUCCCACGCCCUGGUGCUGGCCAGCCGGCUUGUCUUGUUUGCUGUCUGUGGGCAGUCAGGAAUUGGGGAACCGACCUUCAUGGGUCCUUUGUAGGACCUCGUUGGGCCGAGAUGCAGUUCUUUUGGCUUUGGUGCUUGGCGUGCUGGGUUUGGCCGGCUCAGCUCGACUUGAAUGUUGAUGAUUCCGGUGAAGAAUGUGCUGGCGGUCCUUGCCCAGCUUACCUCUAGCAAAGCCAUCCUCUCGCCUGUCUCUGCCUGAGCAGAUGUUCCCUCGCUUGGCCCAAGGUCUGACAGCUCCCAUCAGAGCUCAAGAACGGGGGACUUUCUUUGGACCAGCCAGAACAAUCCCAUGCUAGCUGGGGGAUUCUGGCAGCUGUCGUCCAAAAAAGAGCCUUCUUCGGAGCUCAGGUUCCCAAGCCCAGCUAGGCGUCGGUAGCAUUUCUGUAACCCACUUAAAGGAUCUUUUAAGUGGAAUUUGUGCCAGGUCUCCUACUGGGGCGCCCUGUUGAGGAUCAGGGCCUGAUUUGGGCUUGAGGGGCUGUUCCAAGGGAAUGAUGUCUGAGUUCUGGGUAGCCUUAUCUCAGCAGAGAAGAGUCAGUUCCGCCUCUGCAGUUGGCGCGGAUCUCCUGAGCUGGAUUUCAGGGGCCUGGGGCCAGUCUGCGGGAGGUGGACGGGCAUGGGUUUCUUCCAUUAGGAGGCACCAGUCGUUCGGGCAUUAUUCAGGGUCCGCUCGAGGUGUACGGACUGAGUCGGUUUGCUCGUCUAGUGCCAGAGGGGACAGCAAGCCUGACGGCUGCAUAAACUAUUUCGAGUUUGAUUAUUUUUUAACGGAACAUGGAGUGGAAGAAAUAUAUACAUAAUGUAUAUGCAUUGUAUAUAUUAUACAUAUAAAUGCACAGUUAUUUUUGUAUGUGUAUUUCAUGCCACAUGAUCUCUGCUGGCUACUAUAAACGGACCUGUAUGCUCUUUUAGCCCUUUUGAGUGGGAAUUUUGAGUGUUUUGUAACUGCAGCAACCAGGAAACGGGGUUUUUUUAAUUUUUCUUAAAAGUGCUCAAAAGCUGGCCCGCUGCCAGGAAGGCCGGCGGUCCUUUUUGCCAAACGUGCUUCGCUUUGUGUUCUUGAGCCUCACCAGUGGCUGCUUUGGCAAGGCAUCUCUGUCGAGCAGCACGUCCCCUCCGCUUUUUGCCUGAUGUCCAUGUCUGUUGUCAAACCUGAAUUUUUCAUGGGUUUAAGCCUUGUAGAAACAACGAUUUUUCAGGCACCUCUGAUGGGUUUGCUGGGAUAUAAGCCUUGUGGACUGCAGUCCACUUCAUUAGUUGCAAGGAGUCAUCUCAGUCUGCUGGAUCGCUCAGGGGUUUAGGUCUCUGACUGCACACCCAGAGGUUGGGAGUUCAAUUCCCCGCUGGGGCUGGAGACUCGCUGAUCCAGAGUGUCCCUUCUAGCUCAGCCGUUCUAAGAUGGUUGUAAAAACACUCUCUAGGAUGAUUAUACACCCAAUGGACUGGGCUGCAGUCUGAAAAAGCUUAUGCUAAAGAACCCGUGGAAACCUUUAGGGCAUCGCAAGACUCUGUAUUGUCGUCCUUGAUGGCUUCACGUGUGGCCUCCAGAAGAAGCAGUGUUGCGCCACAAGGAGAACAUCUCUUUUAAAAAAACCUCUUGUUUGGUCCCCUGAGGGUGGGUCUGCACCAUCUGACUCCUCCACGGCCAAAAGUUCUGGACAUCACAGUUUGAGGCUGCUGAGAAUGGCUAGAUCCUUACUGCCCCCCCUCCCUCCUCCCGUCCCUGGCCACUUUUCAGACAACACAAUUUUCCGGAGAGAGGACGUUGCCAUUAAACCGAGUUUGCACUGA
Molecule: messenger RNA, 4068 nt
Organism: Pogona vitticeps (central bearded dragon)
Lineage: Eukaryota; Metazoa; Chordata; Lepidosauria; Squamata; Agamidae
Source: RefSeq, a predicted model, not a curated record